This is a messenger RNA of Mya arenaria, 2576 nucleotides long. RefSeq lists its product as uncharacterized. Bases 120 to 1997 code for a protein of 625 amino acids. The record is from RefSeq and is a predicted model, not a curated record. NCBI's taxonomy places the organism in Eukaryota, Metazoa, Mollusca, Bivalvia, Myida, Myidae. The transcript has 4 exons.
AUUAGACAUUGCCAAAAUGAAAUAUGUUAAACCUCCCUUACUUUUAAUUAAACAAUUUAAAAACUAAAUAUCCAUAAUGGACAUUGAAUGAGGCUGGAUAAAAGUUAAAUAUUUCAGGAAUGACUGCAGUAUUACCAAGCAAAAGGAUGGAUGAUAUGCAAUGGCCUAGAGUGGUCAACCGCGUUAUCACAAGCAGGUGGGUGCAGCUAAAGAAUUCCCUUGUGUUGAAGGACUUUAUUGACUACCUUAUCCAGAAACGGGUUGUCUCACUCGACUACUGGAUGGGCCUCAAAUCUAAACCGAUCUCUGAAUCAGAGAGGACGGAGGAUUUCUUAGCAAUGGUAAUGAAGUUUGAUCAACAAAAGUAUAAUCUUUUUCUAGAGGCGUUGCUUUCAAUACAAAGACAUGACUUGGUGGCUGAUCUUUUGGCAACAGCGAAGGCCAAACCGAAGAAGCCUAAAGAGUUGGCACCAGAUGAGAAAUCAAGUCCUGCAAAAGAAAAACGAAAUACAAAAGACAAACUAAGGUCGACGUCAACCGAACCAGUUUCAAAAACAUACAACUAUCCAAGUAAUGCUGAGAGGAACACGUCUUCACUUUCUGGUGAGAGAUCCAAGCCAGAAGCAAUCUCAGUUUCAGGACGAAAACCAACUGCGUCCCCCACAAAAUGGCUAACAGAAGUUAAACCACGUCCGAACGAAUACUCAAAUAAAGUAAACAGUAAAUCUGAGAAAGAGACUACAAAUACUAAACAAGGGACCACGAUUUUACCUUCAAAACCAACAGUAGUUGAGAAAACAGUUGCAGUUGAGCAACAGGCGAAAGUUACAGAAAGGCUCUACCAAGGAAUCCCGAGCAAUGAAGAUAUAGCAGGCAAAAAUGGAAGUGGAGAUAAUAAAAGUGGGAUUAAAGCCAAAAAAACGGUUGAAUUUCAAGAUAAAAAUGAAAAAGACACAGAUGAAAAACAACCGAGGCCAGGCACAUCCAAAAGCAGAGAAGAAAUCUUGGAGGAGAGAGAACAGUUGCUGAAAUCCAAAGAAGACAAGCUUAUUGAAAAAGAGAAAGCUUUAAAAGAAAAGGAGAAGUCACUGUCAGAAAAGGAAUUUGACCUAGUGAGCCGUGAAAAUACGUUUACUAACAGCACGCUGAGGAAUCCGCAAUCACAGCUCAAAGAAAUGGAGCUUAACUUCAUCAGCCCAGAUGUUUCAUUGACCCAAACGUCAGAAAUAUUGCAUGACGUCAGAGAACAGCUCAAGGCUAUGAGAAAGGUUAAAGAGGAGAUUGAAUCCGAGCAUACCACUUGUUGCAACACUCCAAAGGACGAGUUUGUAAAACUUGAUGAGUUUCAAAAUUUACAGCAUGACAUUGAAGAACUUAAAGAUGAAAUUUACGGUGAUAGAAGAGCUAAAGAGGUUAUACAGCAUAAGGUUGAGGAUUUGAAAAGCGAAGUAGACAUGCUUCAUGGGACAAUUGAAAAACUAAAAACAGAAAACGAAAAGCGAAACGAAGAAUUUGAAAAAGAAAUAGCAAGAUUAAAAACUGAACUGAAACAUACUGGACAUGACAACGAUGUUAUAAUGAAGAAAAUUGAAGCUGAACUACGUGUAAAACAAGAAGAAAACCUCAAGACAAAGGCGUUUAUGGAAGACCUAACUGAACACAGUAAAGAACUGGAAAAGCGCGUUGAAAUUCUCGAACACGACAAGCAAGUAUAUGAAGCUGAACUGCAACGUUACGAAAAGGAAGUAUCUGAUCUGCGACAAAACGUGGAGGCAAAGGAGACCGAUUUAGGUGAUCUAAGAAAUGUUCUUGAAGAAACGGAGAAUGAAAAAGAGGAUUUGAUUGAUAUGUUAAAUAACCUGAAGUCAGAGGUUGACAAACUAAAAUCAGAUAAGAAGAAGCUCGAAGCAGAUAAGAAAGUUUUGCUAGCCCGAUGUGUAAAACCACAAUGGAAUCAGAGCCCGGGAGGAUCAAUAAGACGAGCAUCGUUCAAGUAGCAGACUUUAGCAGUAGAAGUUAAUAGAGACAAUAAGAUGAACAUCGUUCCAUUAGCAAACUUUAGAAGUUUAAGUUUUAGAAAUCAAGAAACUGUUGGUGUUUGUUACCAUCUGGAAAACUGAUUUUGCGUCUAUUUGGAUCACCAAAACUUAUUUUGCAUUGUCAAAUGAGCUUGAACGAUACGGAAGUAACAACUGAUAUCGUAACUUAUAUAUGUAUUCAGAGUGUUGUCAAAUUUGCACAGUUUGAAUUCCUAAUUUAAAUGCAUUCCUUGCAUGCACCAUUUCCGUUUACCCUCAGAAUUUAAUGUAAAUUAUUAUUAUUAAAAUGUUUUGUAUUUGUCAGGUCUGACAUUGAACAUUAUGUCGUUCAUGCAAGUGUAUUAUAAUAAUUGCAAUAAUUGCACUGCAGGCACAGUUGCUGUAUAAACACAUACUUAUGAGUAUUUUAUUAUUUAUCGUUUUGUUAUUAUUUUGUUUUUCCUGUCGCCUUGUUGCAUAUUGUUGCUGUUAAGUUUCCGUUUAACUCACGGCGUUUUGUUAAAACCCGCAUGUUUGUUUUUAAAUAAAUAAUAUGGA